GCCACACGUAUGCGUCCAAGCGUGGGCUUAGAGCAUUGAGUAUGUAUGAUUGCUCUGGACGCAGAAGGACAGGUUGGAACGCGAAAUUGCGAUCAAUUGCCCGACCCGAGAGCACGCUAUCGCUGUGCCCUUGUGGACGUAGCAUCGCCAUAUACAAUAAUAAGGCCGAAUUUUGCGUGCUGAGGGUCGCAAAACCACUUUAGGGCGACGAUCAAGUUCUCCUGGGCAGAUUACCACGCGGCAUUUGCAUUAUCCAGUUUAUUAUCGCAGUAAGCUGCAAAUCUAUUGCUAUGGAACGCGAGACCCAUACGAAGAAGGCGCCCCGACGCCAGUCACCAGACAAAGUACACAUGCCUGGCGUUAGUUCGAGUUUCUGGUCGCAAACUGGUGAGCCAGAAGCGGGGCUACAUACUCUGAAACGACAAUAAUUAGACAGGUUGCACCUUGCGCAAGUUUGGUGCUGCACCCUUGCUGCCUCCCUUGCCGCGACGAAGCCGCUACGGGGAUCCGCCCGUAUCGCAUUCCCGGUCGCGACCAGCAGGCGCAGUCCACAGUUCAUUCCAAGGAAUUCUUGUAAACUGCACACAAACUAUCAUUUAUCAAUAACUGCUGAGGUCUAUUGACACGGACCGCCGAGCGACUGCCGCUUUGACUUUCGGAGAAGGCGAUUUCAGCCCAAUUUGCCUAAUUGAAGCCUACUUCGCAUAGACGCUCGAAUGGUGGCGAGCUAUCAAGCGCAGGGCUCGGAGGCUGUGAGCGGGUCGGAAGCCCUAAAGCCAGCCCAAGGAGGAGCUGCUGUGCGUCUUGUGCCACGGCUGACCCUCGGCGCGAUUCCGGUCGAGCCCAUGGUGGAAGACGCCACUGCGACCAAGUACGCCUCGCCGCGCCCCGCCGAGCUGGGCGCCAGCGCCCCAGGGGGCGGCCCAGCUGCCGCCGUGAACUCUUGCACCGUGGACUGCUGCGCGCCCAACAACAUCAGCGCGCCCUCGCCGGUCGCCUCGCCCCGCCCAGCCGAGGAUGAGUCCUCCGCCACCACCGCCACCGCUGCCGCCGCCGCUGCGGUUGCCGCCGCUGCUCCUGGCGCCGCUGCUGAUGAGGCCGCUACUGCUGCCGCUGCGGCACCCACUGCCGCACCGCCAACCGUCGCCUCGCCGCAGCAGCAGUGCCAAGCUCUGCGCCAGGGCAUCGAGCUCGUCUCCAAGGGCCACCUGAAACAGGUCCCGUGCGAGCACGUCACCCUGGUCUACCAGCAUGUCAUCCAGGAGGUCCGCGACCCCAUCACCGGACUCGCCAGCGUCCGCGAGGUCCGCGCCGGGGCCCUGCUGCCGGUGGCCGCCGCCGCGGCCGCGCCGCAAGCAGCCAAGGCCGCGGCCGCCGCCGCCGCCGCCACCACCACCGCCGCAGCCGCCACUGCUGGCGGCGGCGCCACGGGCAAGUGCGGGCAGUACACGGAGGUGGUGAUCAAGGCCGUAACGCUGGAGCUGCAGCCCCAGGAGGCGGAGGUGCUGGCGGCUGCCGGCGGCCUGAUCCCCGCACAGCUCAAGCCGGCUGUGAUUGACGCGCUGAAGACCAGCCUGGCCAACACCCAGCGCCGCGAGGCCGAGCAGCUGCGGCUGAUAAUGGCUGCAGCAGGAGGAGGACGCGGAUGCGGAGGCGGCGCCCCCGCCACACCCGCCGCCGCCCCCGCCGCCGCCGGUGACGACCUGGCCGCCGCCCUCAGCUUUGCGCCGCUGCUGGGCUAUGAUGUGGUGUUUGUGGCGCCGCGUGUCUUCGUGUUUGUGACCUUCUGGGAGAUGCUGGACGUGGCGCCGUCACUGCUGCCACCGCCGCCGCCGCCGCCGCCGGCUGCGCCCCAGCAGCAGCCCGCCCCCGCCCCCGCCGCCAACCCGCCGCCGGCCAACCCGCCGCCGCCGCAGCAGCACAUGCCGGCGGCCGCUGCUGUGCCCCUGCUGCCAGCUGCACCCCUGACCACCACCACCACCACCACCACCACCACCACCGCCACCGCCACCAGCAGCGCCAGCCGCGACGUGCUUGUCGCCGCCAUCGCCAUGUCGGAGCGCCACCUGCCAGCCCACAUGCCCGCCACCGCCCUGGCCGAGACCGGCCCCCGCGAGACCGUGCACCGCAUCACCGCCGAUGACGGCACCGGCGCCAUCCUCCGCAAGGUGGAGAAGGUCUUCACGGCCGCCGCCCACUUCGGCGGCGCGGUGGCCUGCAAGAGCGCGCGGUUCGUGGUGUCGGCGGCCAGCGUGGUGCAGCUGGCCAAGGGCUGCUGCUCGGUGCAGCGGGUGGUGGGCGGGGAGGCGAAGGAGGUGCUGCGUGAGGUUCGCUUCGCCGCACUGCUGCGUAACGACUUCGCCGCCGGCGCCAAGCAGCGCCUGCCGGCGCUACUGGGCUGGGACGUGGAGGAGGUGUGCGCGGCUGCCGGCACCUACAACUUCCUGACCUACUGGGAGUGGGCGGAGCACGGUUCGGCCGCGCAGUACCUGUGGGAGGCCAUGUUGUCGGCGCCGGAGCCGGCUGACGGCAGCCACUACCGCAAGAUGCUGGACGUGCUGUUCCAGGUGGUGGAUCACAUUGAGCAGCUGGGCCGCAACGGCCGGGUGCUGGGCGACCUCAAGCAUGACAACCUGCUCGUGAACGCACAGGGCGACGUGCUCCUGAGCGACCUGGACGGCGCCGGCUUUCAUCUCGACACCACUCUGGCGCCCGUGCAGGCGGAGGCCGCCGCCGCCGCGGCCGCCGCCGCCGCCGCCUGCGCCGACCCCAGCCCCGCCGCCAAGGCCGCCGCCGCCGCCGCCGCCGAGGCCGCCGUCUUCGCCGCGCGGCUCGGCACGGUGCCGGUGCCCUCGCAGCCCUACAUGGCGACUUGGGCCUACGCCGCGCCCGAGAUGUUUGUGGGGCAGGUCCUGGGGGAGCUGCUGCUGAACAAGAGCCUGGCUGUGGUGGCGGCGGAGGCCAAGGCCGCGGGCCACGACGGCGCGGUGGCGCUGGUGUCACGGCUCUACCGCGAGUGCCCCGCCGCGGGCGGCUCCAGCAGCAGCUCCAAGGCGGCGCAGGUUGCGUGGUUGCGGCGCAUGAACGGCGGGCGCGACGGCAUGUGCGGUGCCAGUCACCUGUACCUGCUGGCGUCAAGCACGACCGACAUGGUGGGGCAGAUGGAGACGAAGCUGCAGCAGCGGCUGCAGCGGCUGCAGCGGCUGCAGCAGCAGGAGCAGCAGCUGCUGCAGCAGGGGCAGCAGGGGGACGCGGCGGCGGCGGACGAGGCCGGCCGGCGGGCCAAGCUGGUGGGUGAGGGGCUGGUGUUCCUGGCGGCGCUGCGCGCCGCGAUGCGGCCGCUGAUGGCGGCGGCGCCCGAGGCGCGGCCCAGCACGCGGCAGGUGCGCGCGGCGCUGGCGCAGCUGCAGACGGACUGGUGCUAGACGACAGCUAGCUAGGCAGCUAGGCAGAUGCUGGGCAGCUGGGCAGUUGGGCGCUGGUAUGCAGCGAUUGUAAACAGCCUGCAUGCAGUGGUACGGUAGUGUGACUGCGGGCUGAGUGAGGGAGUGCGUGGCUGCGGGACAGUCAUGCAUGUCGAUCAGUAGCGCGGCAAGGACAGUAGGUUCCGUGAUGACGUAUCAGUGCGUGCUGGGGUAUGUGGUUGGUUGGGUAGGGUGCGCUGGAAUCAAAGCGCGCAAGUAAGGGUUGAUUGGCCUGCAUGCUGCUGUGAAAGAGUAAGGCAGCAGGUAAGAACAGUAGUUGUGCUCACGGCCUCCCGUGUGCGUGUUUAUUUGGAGUUUGCAUUGUGGGCGAAACAGCGAGCGGAGCGCGCGCGAACGGCCUUAAGUUUAUGUUUCACGUUUGUCUUUGAGACUUUGAGCUUGACUUUUGGGAUGGGACGCGGCUUGUGCCAUGCGGGUAAGUGCCCCCGCACUGCUGGCAUAUUGUGGUCAGCAGAGAGAUGGCAUGAACAGGCAAGUAAGAGCGAGGAAGAGCUGGUAAAGGGUAUUGCUGCCAAGCAUACCUUGCAUGCAAAGGUGUAAAGUAUGACACUGCUGAAGUAGCUAGGCUGUAGACUAUAGCAGGCCCUGGGGGAGGUGUAUGGCGACAUCCCGCCCUGUGUAGAAGGCCGAAAGCCCACUGCUGCACCCGGGCAGUCUUGUAACGUGGUAGGUGACGGCUGCGAACCUAAGUGAAUACAGUGCCACUCAGCAGGGCCCCGCCCGGUAUCGGCGGGGUGCACAAGGCAGCAGUAGAGACGUCAUAACCCGUGCGUGGAUAUGGCGAGAAGUCCCUGGAGUCCGUCCUCCUUACUUGAGCCAAUCUAUCACCGUCAACGCUAGAGACGAUAGAGUUGUCAUGCAGACGAACCCAUGCAGACGACGGCACACGCUCGGGUUUGAGGCAUUCGGAGCGCUGAGCAGGCCGUCUCUGGAUUGACCCAGAUUGAUGGCAGUGCCUGAUGAAUAGCGAUAGCGAGUGGUUGGGAGUGUGUGAUGGGCAGCGUGUGUGUGCAGAGUAUGGAGGACAGGUUGCUACAUGCAUACUGCUGUCCUCUCCAGCCGUCCGGCCUACAGGUAUGUUGACGUAGCGAGAUGGGUUGAUCCUGUUUCAGCGCGAGUCCCAAGACACCGUCAUGAGUGGUCCUCUGUUCUAGGCGCAAACUCAACACAUGGCUUCGGCGUGUGGGGACGCGGCGUUGGCGAGAGCUACGGAUGGCCCUAGUGCCG
This is a messenger RNA of Chlamydomonas reinhardtii, 4712 nucleotides long. RefSeq lists its product as uncharacterized. NCBI's taxonomy places the organism in Eukaryota, Viridiplantae, Chlorophyta, Chlorophyceae, Chlamydomonadales, Chlamydomonadaceae. The record is from RefSeq and is a predicted model, not a curated record. The transcript has 7 exons. The coding region runs from base 717 to 3425 and encodes 902 amino acids. Gene Ontology annotation, cellular component: membrane.